This is a messenger RNA of Volvox carteri f. nagariensis, 363 nucleotides long. RefSeq lists its product as uncharacterized. The record is from RefSeq and is a predicted model, not a curated record. The transcript has a single exon. Gene Ontology annotation, molecular function: structural constituent of ribosome; large ribosomal subunit rRNA binding. The coding region runs from base 1 to 363 and encodes 120 amino acids. Gene Ontology annotation, biological process: translation. NCBI's taxonomy places the organism in Eukaryota, Viridiplantae, Chlorophyta, Chlorophyceae, Chlamydomonadales, Volvocaceae. Gene Ontology annotation, cellular component: mitochondrial large ribosomal subunit; ribosome.
AUGAUUCCUAAGAACUCCUUCCUUAAGAUUGUUGACAACUCAGGUGCUCGACUCGCCCAGGUCAUUGGCUUCUAUGGGCAACAAGGCAGUUAUGCAAGCAUAGGCGACGUCGUAAAAGUUGUUGUUAAAGAGGCUCGUGGGGAGAAGGUCGAGGCAGGGACGAUGCGGAAGGCCGUUAUCGUGGAACAGAAGUACCCGUUCCAUCGUAAGAACGGAAGUCACAUCCAAUAUCUUCGCAACGCCGCGGUUCUCCUAAGUGAGAAAGGCCAGCCUAUUGGUAAUCGUGUGAAGUCAUUACUCAGCCCGGAGUUCAGCAAGCCAAGAUGGGCCAAGCUGCGGUCGUUAUCCAAGCGCUUGUUCUAG